Molecule: messenger RNA, 2076 nt
Organism: Panonychus citri (citrus red mite)
Lineage: Eukaryota; Metazoa; Arthropoda; Arachnida; Trombidiformes; Tetranychidae
Product: MAGUK p55 subfamily member 7-like
Exons: 2
Coding region: 177-1973 (598 amino acids)
Cellular component (GO): plasma membrane; cell-cell junction
Molecular function (GO): protein binding
Source: RefSeq, a predicted model, not a curated record
GAUUUUUUCGAACUUUUGAAUUUGCCGCCUAAAUGGAAAAAGAGCCAAUCAGAGAUGAAAUUGUUUCGAACUGAGAAUUUUUUUUUCUCAAUGAAAUUUGAUUAAUUUAUUGGAGAGGAAAAAAUAGUUGACAGAAAAUUCUGUGAAUUAAUUUCUUCGUUAAUUUUGAUUCUCAAAUGACUCAGGCAUCUAACGAAGCUUAUGAACUUGUCUUGGAAAGUCUGAGAAAUCUGGUGACUAGUGAAUCAAGUAGAUCGGUGUUAACUCAGGAUAAGAGUGAGAUCAAAAGUGUGGUCACUAUUUUGGAUGGUCAGAAGAUUCGACCCUUGGCCUCCAUUUGUUCAGAUUUUCUUGAGAAUAAAAAAAAUGACCACAAAUGGACACCAAUGUUUCUUGAUGGUUUUCAGAUGUCUAUUGAUGUUCGAGAUUCCCUGACUAAGGAAUGGAUUGAUGAAGCACAGAGCUUAUGUAAAAUAUUGAAUAAUGAACAUUUACAAGCUCUUCUUUGGACUCAUGAUAUUGUCGCCAAUAAACAAUUUGAACCAAGUUUACCUGAAGAAGAGUAUGAAGAUUCAUCUAUGGAAUUUUAUCCCAAUUAUGAUGACGAAAUGGCUUCAGUUAAGAUUGUCCAAGUGAUUAAAAAUCAAGAACCAUUGGGAGCUACAGUUACGUUUGAAGAUCAAACUGGUAACAUUGUCAUUUCUCGUGUUAUCUAUGGAGGUGCCGCUCAUCGAAGUGGCCUAAUCAACGUAGGCGAUUGUAUUCUCGAGGUAAAUGGUUACUCUUUAAAAGGACGUUCUUUCAUGGAAAUACUUACCAUGUUAGAGCAUGAAUGUCGAAACUCUAUCAUCUCAUUUAAACUUCUUCCUGGUGAUUAUGGUUCCUCUGGUCGGAUUAAGAGUGAAUUAACCAUCCGAGUUAAAGCCUUAUUUGAUUAUUUUCCCUCCCAAGACCCUAACCAUCCGUGUCCCGAAGCUGGACUAUCUUUCAAGAAAGGUGAUAUUCUUCAUAUUGUUAACAUGGAUGAAGACGAUUGGUGGCAAGCUCGUCGUGAAGAUGAUUCUCUUGACAUUUUCUACUAUUCGGUCAUCCAUGCAGGUCUAAUCCCGUCUAAAUCACUUCAAGAGAAACGGAUAGUUGCCUCAAGAGAUAUUCGUGAUCUUCGAGAGUUUGGACGUUUAAAAAAACUUAAACUAAACCAUCCACUUCGCUAUAAAAUAAGACGAAGUUUAAAUAAAUAUCGAAAAGUGAAAAAAAUGAUGUACCGAGUUAAAGAUGCCGAUGAACUUGGAAGAGAAGACAUUUCCACUUACCUUGAAGUUUCUCUUCUAAAAUCUUCAACCACACAUUCAACUUAUCGACCAUUAGUUUUCAUUGCCCCUUAUCCUUUGGACACCAAUCGUCUUUUGGAUACACUUAUUGACCAUGAUUCUAAACUUUUCACUCGACCAGUUCCUCACACAACCCGUUCACCCGCUGAAUGGGAACGUGAUGGUUUUGAUUAUUAUUUUGUUUCUACUCAAUGGUUUCUCGAUGAAAUUAAAUGUUCCCGUUUCCCAGAAUAUGGACAAUUUCAACAAGAUUACUAUGGUAUUCAUAUUACCUCCAUAUUAAGAAUAAUCGAGAAAGGUCAACUUUGUCUUCUUAAUCCGAAUCCUCGAGCACUCAAACUACUUUACUCUCCAAUAAUCAAACCAUACAUUGUAUUCCUGCGGCCAUCUUAUGAUCUACUCUUCCAGAAAUCAUCUAAAUUUAUUCCUCUUUGUAUUAAUAGUGAUCAUCUACCAGUCCAGUCAAUUGAUCUCAAACAAAUGGCUCUAAAUUCAAUGAAAUUAGAAUAUCUUUACAGUCAUUAUUUUGAUAGGAUUCUAAUUGUGGAGGACGUUGAGCAGAUUAAAAAAUGUCUCUUUGAUACUGUCAAAUUAAUUAAUAUUGAAGAUCAAUGGGUUCCAGCGAGUUGGAUACCAGAGUAAUCAAAUUUCAGCAAAUCACAACUAUCAAUCAUCAUAAUCAACAUCAAAAGCCAAUAUUGAUUUAAUAAUUAACAAUUAGUAAUAAUCUAAACUUAUAACUAAA